Messenger RNA from Aethalodelphis obliquidens (Pacific white-sided dolphin), 2466 nucleotides. RefSeq names its product transmembrane protein 229B (gene TMEM229B). Bases 501 to 1004 code for a protein of 167 amino acids. Lineage: Eukaryota; Metazoa; Chordata; Mammalia; Artiodactyla; Delphinidae. The transcript is spliced from 3 exons. The record is from RefSeq and is a predicted model, not a curated record.
GUCCCGGCUGGUCCUCUCCUCGGGGCUCCUGCAGACACCUCAAACGCAGGCGCGGUGGCAGAAGCUGGGAGGGCCGAAGAGCUCUGCACUGCAGCCACCUGCGCCGCGGCCCGGACCGAGGGCGCGCUUCCAGGCGCCCGGGGCGCCGCCGACUCACGGCGGCGCGAGGCGGUGCGGUCGGCCGGGCAGCGGACCCGGCGGGGGAGCGGGGGAGCGGGCGAGCAAGGAGUUAAGCGGCGCCGGAGGCAGAGUGCUUGUCAGACGCGAGCAUGUGCAGUUUGCACCGCAUCCGUACUAUGGGGACAAAUGGAAGCCACCCAUCCACUAGCCGAGGAUCAGCUGAGCCCUGGGGCUGAUGCUUGCCCACACUGUUGAGAAUGGCACCGAGGCCCAGCCAGGCACCGGGACAAAGGUUAACCCGGGACACUCCUGGACAGUGAUCCUGAUGUCUGUUCGGAGCCGCGCACUCAAGGGUGUGAUAACCAGCCCCAGUCAGCGCCAUGGCUUCCGCCGAGCCCCUGACGGCGCUGUCCCGCUGGUACCUGUACGCCAUCCAUGGCUACUUCUGCGAGGUGAUGUUCACGGCGGCCUGGGAAUUCGUGGUGAACUUUAACUGGAAGUUCCCGGGGGUCACGAGCGUGUGGGCGCUCUUCAUCUACGGCACGUCCAUCCUCAUUGUGGAGCGCAUGUACCUGCGCCUGCGCGGCCGCUGCCCGCUGCUGCUGCGCUGCCUCAUCUACACGCUCUGGACCUACCUGUGGGAGUUCACCACCGGCUUCAUCCUGCGCCAGUUCAACGCCUGCCCCUGGGACUACUCCCAGUUCGACUUUGACUUCAUGGGCCUCAUCACCCUGGAGUACGCCGUGCCCUGGUUCUGCGGGGCCCUCAUCAUGGAGCAGUUCAUCAUCCGCAACACCCUCCGCCUCCGCUUUGACAAGAACGCCGAGCCCGGGGAGCCCAGCGGCCCCCUGGCCCUGGCCAACGGCCACGUCAAGACUGACUGAGCUGGGGGAGGGGGGUGGGCUGGGAGGCUCUCAUGGAUCCUGUGGACAAGGGUACCAAGCUGGUAGGGUUGCCCCCUCUGUACAGCACAAGCCCUGCCCCGUAGGGCACUCGGAGCCCCCGUGCCCCACCCCCCGCCACCGUGGGCGGGCGUUGGGGGCGUGGUCAGGCGUUGGGGGCGGGGUGUGGAGGCGGCAGGGGCACUUCGGGUAGGGUCUGUGGAUCUCAGCCCAGCUCAGCGGCGGGAGGCCUGUGGCUACACAGGGACGGGACUACGUGGGUGACUUUGGAAGCAGCAGGCCCUGUCCUGACUAAGGGACACAGAGUGGAGCAGAAGGUGGGAGGCAAAGCCUGAGGAGGCUUUGGGCUGCUGCGGGGGCCACCUGCCUCCCUCUCACCUGGUUUAGUUGGGCUUCAGCUGGUUCCAUUAGGCAAUAUUCAGGUGCUUGCUUGCAACCAAUACCUCCCCCAGGGGCCUGCUGAGCUGCAGCCUAAGAAGAGACUGGGCAGCCAGGAGGCUGCUGGGCAGGAGUGCUGGUCUGCAAGGGCUGGGAGGUCUUCCCUUGGCUCCUUUCCCCUCCCCCAGGGUCCCACGCUGAUCCCUUGGCCUUCGGGGGCUCCCCCCCUGGUGCUGGAUUCCCACCAACCUUGGGCUUUUGGAGGUUUCAAUCCCUGUGUGUUCGGCAGCAUUUCCCCCUUUUCUCUUAUUUUCAAAGCCUUUACCACUAGCAGCCCCUUUAUCCAUGUAAGCACCCCACCUGCCCCACCCACAACUCCCUAGGCAACACAGCAGCUGCCAGAGAUAGAGCCCUGAGCAGACCCCUCCCACCCUCUUGCAGCCUUCCCUCCACUAUUGUCGAUGGCCCGAUUCCUGAGAAGUCCCCCCUUAUGCCUCCCCACUUGCCCCGGUCUGGGGGAUUGUGGCAGGGCCCCUGGUGCUCACCUCCUUGCAGUGGCUAAAAAUGAAUGAUACCCCCAACGCAGACUCAGGCCAUCAUGAGCCCCAUGGAUCCACAGUGGGGACCUAGAGACAAAUCAGUGUGAAGGGGGGAAGUUGGGCAGUAAAGGUACCUGACUGGUUUAUUUUCAAACCAGCCGGGACAGUCUAGCUUUCUAGGUGGUGGAGGAGCCGGUAUGCAGUGGUGGAGAGUCAUGGAGACUGAGGGAGGGAGAAAGAGCCUUUCAGCUUUGGGAGGGUCUUCGAAGCAUCCUUAGUGGGAAUGGGUCAGUACUGGUUCUGCCAUAGCCCCAGCCCUGCAGCAAAACCUCCUCAGGGCUACCCCGUCCUCAGCCCUCCCAGAAAGGCUGACCCACUGAGCUUGCUCCUUAAACAGUAUUAACCCUGCCGUGCUCAUGGGCAUUGUCAUCUCGGUUGCCCCGCCUUCCUCAGUGACAGGUCCAUUGCUGGCAGUAGACAGGUGAAAUCCUAACUCCAGCCCACUUCCAGCUCUGCCCCCUCCCUGA